Molecule: messenger RNA, 1016 nt
Organism: Ilex paraguariensis (yerba mate)
Lineage: Eukaryota; Viridiplantae; Streptophyta; Magnoliopsida; Aquifoliales; Aquifoliaceae
Source: the annotation of a GenBank genome assembly
UGUGUGGCGACACUUACAGUUGACUCACAGCAAGCCGUGAUCUCUGGCUCCAUGUUUGCUAUUGCAAUUUGGGAAACAACAUACGAGAAACUGGUCAAUUGAUUAAUCGAUUCGACCACUCGGUUUCGCAAAUCGGUCAUCUCUUCAUCUUCCGCCCAGUCAAAGUUUUGGCAAUGGAACAAAAUGCUGAUCCUGAGCAUCGCUUGAUGGUUGAACGAAGCAUUCCACAAACCAUGCAAAUUGAUCCUAGAAGAGACCGGUUUCCAUGCUGCAUUGUGUGGACGCCACUCCCUGUCAUAUCAUGGCUAAUUCCGUUUAUCGGUCAUGUUGGGAUAUGUAGAGAGGAUGGAGUAAUUUUGGACUUUGCAGGGCCAAAUUAUGUGUGUGUAGACAACUUUACCUUUGGGGCAGUGGCACGCUACAUCCAGAUAAGCAAAGAACAGUGCUGCAUCUCUCCUUAUCCUGCUGCAUACAGGAGUGAAGAUGGAUUUCACGAUGAACCCCAAAGAGACGUGUUGACAUGGGAUGAUGCCUUGCGAAAGGGAACACAGGAAUUCCAACACCGAUCUUACAACCUUUUCACUUGCAACUGCCACUCCUUUGUAGUCAAUAACGUAAACAGGUUGGGCUUUCAGGCUGGUGGGUGGAACGUAGUGAACUUAGCUGUUUUGAUUUUCCUCAAGGGAAAGUGGGUAAGCAAAGCAUCUAUGGUACGGUCUUAUUUGCCAUUUGUCAUAGUAGGUGGUCUAGGACUCACCUUUGGAGGAGCCACUUUCCUAACUUUCUUGGCCUUCUUCACCUUCCUUGUUGUUGGCUGGUUUCUCCUUGGCACUUACUGUUUCAGGAACUUGAUCCAGUUGUAGCCUUUGUAUUACUUGGUUUAUAUUCCGUGUAAAAACUGUAGUUUAGCAAAUUUACGUGGAUUUCAGACACAUGUUAAAGAUUGAAAGUACGUCAAAUGACUUGCAAUGCUUUGGAUUGUUAGAAUUUGGGUGUUUUCUUUUUUUUUUUUUCCC